AUGACCUCGAAGAUGAAAUGCCUGGUGCAAUAUAUUUACCAGUUGAUAAAUUGCGUCGUGACAGUCUUGUGAAAUCUCCGCCAGCAAGGACAGUUAGAAUUCAAAUUAGAAGAUUAGGAACAACAAAUUCUGUUAUGCUUGGUUACAAUUUUCGUGAUCCUGUAGAAAACAAUAAGUUGUAUAAAUCUGUUCUUGAUUCAGGUGCACCAGAAAUGAUCCUUCCUUAUCAUGUCCGUAGGAUAUUUGGAAGAAGAGGAUGGAAAACUGCCUGUGGUGCUACUAUUGGAUAUGGAGCACCCACUCUCCUGCUUCAUGCAUCAACAACAUUUGAAGUUGCAAUUGGGGAUGAUAAUGGUUGGACUAA
This is a messenger RNA of Entrophospora candida, 364 nucleotides long. Lineage: Eukaryota; Fungi; Glomeromycota; Glomeromycetes; Entrophosporales; Entrophosporaceae. The record is from the annotation of a GenBank genome assembly.